Molecule: messenger RNA, 2193 nt
Organism: Ceratitis capitata (Mediterranean fruit fly)
Lineage: Eukaryota; Metazoa; Arthropoda; Insecta; Diptera; Tephritidae
Product: Protein CNPPD1
Exons: 5
Coding region: 193-1596 (467 amino acids)
Biological process (GO): regulation of cyclin-dependent protein serine/threonine kinase activity
Cellular component (GO): cyclin-dependent protein kinase holoenzyme complex; nucleus
Molecular function (GO): protein kinase binding; cyclin-dependent protein serine/threonine kinase regulator activity
Source: RefSeq, a predicted model, not a curated record
CCGAAUUGUUCCAGUGGGAAGAAGUAGCAUGCUAACCAAAAUGUUUCAAUGGGGAUUUUGCUGAAUUAUUCACAAUUGGUCCAAAAAUUUUACAUCAGCAGUGUGUGGUAUUUGUUUUGAUUUUUUAAGCAAAUUUAAAGUGAAGAACAUUAACAAGAAGCAUUAGGAUAAGUCAACGACGCAAAAGUGAAAAUGGCAUAUGGGCGUAGCGCCAGAAAGCGCAACGGUAGUGGUGGUAUACAUGCUACAGCCAACUCCAAAGCAAGCCAGGUGAUGCCGCAUGAUGAAUAUAUCGAUCGUAUACGGAAAUCCCUUUAUUUUGGUGACGAUGCACUUGUUGAUGAAAUGGAAAUGUCAUGCCCCCUCGCAGAUUAUGCGUCCGAAUUGUUUUCUGCACCGCAUAAAGGUCACUCAUUGAAACGAUUGAGUAGAGUAGCGACUAGUAAUGUACAUGCCUCACCUUGCUCUCUUAUCAUGGCACUUAUUUAUUUGGAUCGUCUGAAUGUGACAGAUCCCAUGUAUGUACUACGCAUAACUCCACAGGAACUUUUCAUUGUAUCCAUGAUGAUAUCAACAAAAUUCUACGCUGGCCAUGAUGAAGAGAUUUAUAUGAGCGAUUGGGCUGAGAAUGGGCACAUAACUGAGAAAAGACUGAAGAAAUUAGAAUUGGAGUUUUUGUGCGCUAUAGAAUGGAAUAUUUACAUAUCAAAUGAGGAGUUUUUCCAUAAGCUGAGUAGUAUAGAGAAACAACUCGCUAGGCGUGAGGGCUUACGACGUGGUUGGCUUACUUACACUGAGUUGAGGCAAAUGUUACCCUCCUUUGCAUUAGCGAAGUUCAUACUGCAUAAUUUUGUUGUCAUGGCAGUUAGUUAUGCCGCAAGUGUGAUUACAAUAGCUGGUGCCUUUUUUUUGGCCAGCCAAAUACCUGGCACUUCGCUACAUCGCAAAGCUAUGUCAACCGCUAUAAAUGGCAACAUUGUAAUUCAGUCACCAACACCACCAGCACCGGCUGAUAUUUAUCCAGCUGCGCAAUUGAAUGCUCACCAACGCUUUAGACGUUCUAAUAAAAGUGAAACAGCAAAACCACCACAAACUGUAGCCAUCGAUGAUGAAGAUGUAUAUAAUGCUACUUGCACAGCUUUAAAUGUGGAGGCAGAACUUUUGAAACUGGAUUGUCAGUAUAGAGAGGAAGCACAACGUGAAGCUGAACGUCAACGUCAACGUCAACGUCAACAUGAAACUGAUAGCGUUACACACUUGACAUUGCCAGAUGGCACACAACGUUUCGUGAGUGUCAACAAGAAAUCCUGGAAUGCUUGGUACACUACGGCUUUUGGUAAUUGGUUUGCACUUAAGGAAGAGUAUUCGGAUGAAAAUUUUGGCGGAUGGCUGCAUUCCCUAGACAAAUUUAAUGUACCGUUAUCGAGAGAAUAUGUACCCGCAACACGUGACAAAAAGACACAAGAAAGAGAUUUUAACGAUGGACAAGACUGGAAUUUGGGAAACUAUUCAACUUCUAUGAUUUGGCAGCUCUUCUCUGACACCGCCCAACACUCUUUUGUGCGCUUGCCUCUAGCCUGGUUUAAAUUUAUUUAGUAUGCGAUAGAAUACUACCGGAAAAUUCGUUGGUUGCGCACAUAGUAAUUAGAUAUAAAAAUAUCCCGAGAAAAGGGUAUAUUUUCAAGAUUUGCUUCGAUUACUUUUUUCUUAAUAUAUAGAUACGAAAUUUAUAAAAUAUGAAUUCAACCGUUAUUUAACAUUUUCAAUUAUUUUAAUUUGAAUUACAUUUAUAUAUACUAACAUUUUAGGAGAUUCAUUCAUUUAUUCCAGUUGAUAUACUUACUACAAAAUCUCAUAAAUACUUUUGCAAAGGAAUUAUUAUUUUCAUAUUAAAUAUUCUCACUUUAACAACAUUCUUUUCAAGCAAUUUCAAUUUGAAGCCAUUUUCUUCAAAAAAAAAGGUACCUAUAUAUUUUAAUUACGUUACUAAAAUAAAAGUAAAACACUAGUAAAACAAACUGAAGAAACUUUUCAGUAAUAAAAACAUAAUCAAGAAUUUUUAAUCAAAGUAUGUGUGAAACUUGCAACGCUUACUAAUUGAAAAACUAUUAGCUUUUAUUUAUUAAUAGAAAUGUAAAAUGUCUACCUUUAACACAUAAAUAAAUUGCACAAAACCUUUUUAAAUAGCUUCUA